Messenger RNA from Vitis riparia (riverbank grape), 1612 nucleotides. RefSeq names its product ribosomal RNA small subunit methyltransferase F. Gene Ontology annotation, biological process: RNA methylation. The transcript is spliced from 10 exons. Gene Ontology annotation, molecular function: methyltransferase activity. NCBI's taxonomy places the organism in Eukaryota, Viridiplantae, Streptophyta, Magnoliopsida, Vitales, Vitaceae. The coding region runs from base 105 to 1295 and encodes 396 amino acids. The record is from RefSeq and is a predicted model, not a curated record.
GGAAGCGUGGAGGCUAUGACCGUGAGAAGAACUGGGAAUUGAAAGACGACGUCGUUUUAUACGGAAACCAAAAUCAAAACGGGUUUUUUUGGGUGCCGUUGAGGAUGGAAGAAGCCUCAGAAAUUGGGUUGCCAGAGGCGUUUCUGGAUUUUCUGAAGGAGAAUGGUGUGGAUCCUUCGAUAUAUACAACAGACGAUUCAACGCCUCGAUAUAUAAGGUUGAAACCCGGUAGCGUUAGUGAAGCACAAGUCCAACAGCUAGAAGCUGAAUUCAAGUCGAAGCUUGAGAAAGUGGGUUGGUUACCGAAUUUCUACUCUCUUCCACCCCAGAUUCACAUUGCAAACUCCAUGGCUUACAAGGAAGGGAAGAUAUAUGGAAUUGAUGCAGCUUCUGGGGCAGCUGUUGCAGCUUUAAACGUCUUUGAGGGAGAUCAUGUUCUUGAUCUGUGUGCUGCUCCUGGUGCUAAACUUUGUAUGAUGUUAGACCUUAUUGGUAAUUCGGGUUCUGUAACUGGUGUUGAUGUUGCAAGACAUCGUUUAGCUGCUUGUAGAACAAUGAUUCAGAAAUAUGCACUGGGAGAUAGGUGUCGGCUCUUUGUUGCUGAUGGAACAACAUUUUCCCUCAUUCCUGUGAUGGAACAUUCAGAUUCAAAAUCAGGUGGUGAAUUUGCAUCUAAAGGAAAGGUGGAUGUAUUUAAGGAGUGGACUUCUAAAAGACCAUGGAAAGAAAGGAAAAAUGCAAAGAAAGCUAGGGAAGGCAUUGGUUCACAGUUAGUCCCAGGGAUUCAAGAUCCAGAACUCAUAUUUUAUGGGCGGCAUUCUGGAGUGAUUGGUCUUAGUAGAACUGAACUAUAUAAAAUUGCAUGUGACAGUGAGGUGUUGAAGUGUGGCUAUGACAAGGUCCUUGUUGAUGCAGAAUGCACUCAUGAUGGGUCAAUUAGACAUAUCCAAAAAUUUGACCAUUGGGGAUGGGAAACACUUGAGCGCCGUGUAUUAGAUGCAGAGAGGACUGAUAGCUUAACCGUUCUUCAGUUCCGGCUUCUAAGUAAUGGUUUUAGAUUACUAAAAGUUGGGGGAUCACUUGUCUACAGCACGUGCAGUUUGACAGCUGCUCAGAAUGAAGAUGUGGUAGAACAAUUUCUUCGGGAAAAUGCUUCUGCUGAGUUGCAGGAGAUAGAUGCUGCCACAAGCUGGCCUUGCAAAAGUGGUGGGAUACCAAAGACGUUACGGUUUGAUCCCUUGACCUCUCAAACCAGUGGGCUUUUUGUCGCCAAGUUCACAAAAUUGGCCAGUUAGCGAAGGUUGGUUCUUGCACAUGUUGCUGGACACGAAUUUAUCAUGUACAUACUGCAUGUCGUUAUUAGGUGGUGCUGCCUCAGUCUGCCAUGAUAGAUACGACAACAUCCUGCAAGCACGGAACAAGCCAGGCAUGCCUCACUUGAAGAGUUUUGGGUCCAUCUUAUUGAUGCUUCUGCAUCUUGUGUCUUCAAAAUUGAAUGUAAAGUUUAUAUGACAGAAUUGGGUUUUAUUUUUUUGGGAACAGUGGGAAUCCACUCACAUGCGUAAACGCCUUUGCAAUAGAAAUGGAAAUUCCUUUUGACUUUUAAUUACUA